Messenger RNA from Aaosphaeria arxii CBS 175.79, 2228 nucleotides. RefSeq names its product WD40 repeat-like protein. The transcript is spliced from 2 exons. Gene Ontology annotation, molecular function: protein binding; anaphase-promoting complex binding; ubiquitin ligase activator activity. Gene Ontology annotation, cellular component: anaphase-promoting complex. Lineage: Eukaryota; Fungi; Ascomycota; Dothideomycetes; Pleosporales. Gene Ontology annotation, biological process: positive regulation of anaphase-promoting complex-dependent catabolic process; positive regulation of ubiquitin protein ligase activity; anaphase-promoting complex-dependent catabolic process. The record is from RefSeq and is a predicted model, not a curated record. Bases 256 to 2058 code for a protein of 600 amino acids.
UAACCUCACCAUGUCUGCCUUCCAUAUGCAUAUUCUCAUCAUCUACACCUUACUCCUCUACCUCUCUACCUCUCUAUCGUUCUUCGACGAUUCUAUCCUCCAUCCUACAACUCUCUCUGUCUCUCAAAUCUCAAAAAGCGUUCGCAAUCUGCACUUCAAAUCAAUACUUCCAAGCAUCGAUUACAGCAUUGUAUAAUACUAAUACUUAAAACCAUUGCAGCAUACCCAAAAAAAACAUAUAAGUAUUAAGCAGUCAUGGCCAGCCCUGCAGUCUUGACCCCGGUCAAGAGCCGCUCAUCAGUCUUCUCCACCCGUACCGCUGGCGGUCGGAUGCCAUUGACUCCUUCUCCUCGUACCCCUCGUACUCAGACUCCCGAUGUGCCUGGUGCACAUGAGUCCAUCCAUGGUGGAAACUUCCUGUCCCGUCUUCAGCGUUCUGUCUCCAAGACCAACCGUGAAUCACCAAAGUCGAACAUUGCUCGUACUAGCACACCGCGACGACUAGAACUCGGUGUCUCAGACUGGACGCUCACUGGAUCUGUUACCGCCGCCACUUCAACAACAACAAAGACACCUGCCAAGUCAAAGAAGGAUGUUUCCUUCCGUGCCCGCCCCACUAAGACCCGAAUUGCCUACAAUGCCGCCGACCGAUUUAUUCCCAACCGUACUGCAAGCGAUGCCAUUUGCAAAGUUGGCACUGGCAAACUCGAUCUUAACCAGCGUCCCAAGUCUAGCUCAGCCCCAACUGAGGGUUCCAGUGUACUUGCCAACGCUGCUAGCGCAUACGAUGUCGGAGGCCGUGGUUCAGAGGAGGAUGUCACACUUUCUCUGGAAGGCCUCAACCUUGAUGACGACGAAGAGGAUGGCAAGUCCCAAACCAAGCCUGGCCCUGACACAGUCGCCUACCAGUCGUCGUUGGCUUCAGCAUGCGGCGUUAAUCUGAACACCCGCAUUCUCGCCUUCAAGCCUGCUGCCCCCGAAUCAUCUAAGCCUAUUGACCUCCGAUCACAAUACAACCGUCCCCUCAAGCCUGCUGCCAGUCUUAACGCACAGAACCGCCGUCGCAUUCCAUCCGCACCCGAGCGUGUCCUUGAUGCCCCCGGUCUUGUGGACGACUACUAUCUUAACCUCCUCGACUGGUCAUCUGGCAACCAAGUCGCCAUCGGACUCGAGCGCUCCGUUUACGUCUGGUCUGCUGAGUCUGGCUCAGUCUCCUCUCUCCUCGAGUGCCCAAGUGACACCUACAUCUCCUCCGUCAAGUGGUCCGGUGACGGUGCCUACGUUGGUGUCGGCCUCGGCAGCGGCGAGGUCCAGAUCUGGGACGUCGAGGAGGGCACCAAGCUCCGAAGCAUGUACGGACACGAGACUCGUGUCGGUGUCAUGGGCUGGAACAAGCACAUUCUCUCCACUGGCGCCCGUUCUGGUCUCAUCUUCAACCAUGACGUUCGCAUCGCCCAGCACAAGACUGCUGAGCUUGUCUCUCACACUGGUGAGGUUUGCGGUCUUGAGUGGCGCGCCGACGGCGCCCAAUUGGCAACCGGAGGAAACGACAACCUUGUUAACAUUUGGGAUGCCCGCUCCCUCUCUGCUCCCAAGUUCACCAAGACCAACCACCGCGCUGCCGUCAAGGCCGUCGCCUGGUGCCCCUGGCAAUCCAACCUCCUCGCAACUGGUGGUGGCUCCAACGACCGCCAGAUCUACUUCUGGAACACUACUACCGGCUCCCGCAUCAACCACAUCCCCACCGACUCCCAGGUUACCAGCCUCCGCUGGAGCACCCACUACAAGGAGAUCGUCAGCAGCGGUGGAUUCCCCGACAACAGCCUCAGCAUCUGGAGCUACCCAACUGGUGUCAAGAACAUGGAGGUCCCUGCUCACGAGUCUCGUGUUCUCCACAGCUGCUUGAGCCCCGACGGUCAGAUGCUUGCUACCGCUGCCGCUGAUGAGUCUCUCAAGUUCUGGAAGAUCUUCGAGAAGAAGCCUGGACAGCCAUCCAUCGCAGCUGCUGGCUCUGUGGCCACCAAGCCCAGUGCCGUCAAGCAGAUGUCGAUCCGCUAAGCUUCUCUCAACAAAAGGGGCAGGAUGCUUUCAAGCAUAUCCCCCAUCUUUGUUCUGCACAGUCACGAUGAUCCAGUCGUGUCACUGGUGCGGAGCAACGAAUAACCAACAAUAACAAUAUCACGGCUUGCGCAAUGGAGCCAAUUAUCCGACUCUACGCGCAACGGUAA